Messenger RNA from Coregonus clupeaformis (lake whitefish), 3535 nucleotides. Its product is annotated as CRACD-like protein. The transcript has 11 exons. NCBI's taxonomy places the organism in Eukaryota, Metazoa, Chordata, Actinopteri, Salmoniformes, Salmonidae. The record is from RefSeq and is a predicted model, not a curated record. Bases 228 to 3293 code for a protein of 1021 amino acids.
UGUCCUAUCACCUCUCUCCUAUCACCUCUCAUUCUCUCGUUCCGUUCGUUUGCAGAUGGUUGUGGAGUAAGGUGGCUGAGGACUUGUAUGUGUGUGAGUGCGUGCGCGUGGAAGGACACAUCCUCCCCUUGGAGAGAAAGAGAAAACAGAAAAAGAGAGAAAGAGAGAGAGGAAGAAGCAGCUGCUCUUCAGUAACAGGGUAAGAGCAGCUAAAUCCAGUCUCUGCCAUGGAUACUAACGCUGGGGAAGGGGAGGGAUCAGGAGAAGAGCUUACAGGGAGGAAGAAGUCUCGGUUCAAGCAGCUGAAGAGUCGUCUGUUUGGCCGUCUGAAGUGGAAGGAGACCGAAGGACUGAUAAAGCAGAGCCAGUCCGCAAGUGAUGUCACUGCUGAUGUCAUAGCUCCGGGGGUCGACGACUCAGAGGAUGACUGUCUGGGCGGUCCGAAGACACUGGGGUCCAGAGCUCUGUCACAUGACAGCAUCUUCCUGGCUGACCAAUCACAGAGCUCCUCUGAACCGACAAGGAUUCUGUCUCAGGAGAACGUACAUGGCAGGAUACGAGAACUGCAGCUGAAGCUGCAGCAGCAGAACAUGCGUCUGGGCCCUCCCCCCUUGCUGAUCCCUGGGAAGAGACUGGAAGAUUCCGGAGCCACCUCUGAGGAUGAUGGUUUGCCCCAGAGCCCUCCAGAUAUUGUGUUCCAUGACAGAACAGCACAGGGGCCUUCCUACAAGUUCCCUGACACUCACAGGCACCAUAGCUCUCUGAGUUUAGCAGGGACAGGAAGUGAGGAAGAGGAGCAGUGCCUCUCCCAGCCCUCGUCCCGUCCUCUCUCCCCGAAUCCUGCUUCCCUCUGUGAUCCGGAGCCCUCCCCUGCAGUGGACUUCACCAGCCCAGCCCAGUACACUCCCAGUCUGGACAGCUCUGCUGCCCGUCACCGCAUGUCUGUCAAACCCAGGAACCAGAGGGCCAGCGCCAAGGGAAGGAAAGGUCCCCCGAGAGCAAGCAGACCUUGCUCAGAGAGCCUGAGUGAUCUGGACCCAGACCAGCCCCUGUCUGGGAGGGAGGAAGAGCAGGACGGAACGGAGGACGAGGACAGAGAGGAAGAGGAGGAGAGGGAGCGACCGUUCUCUUCAUCUCCAGAAGACUCUGAGGAGAAGCCCUGGCAGUCAGUACCCCCUGGUGGUCAGAAAGCGGUAUUACAGAGACAAAAGUCCUCCGAACCAGAGGGACGCGUCACCACCAACCCUCUCUACCUCCAGGAUAUGUCAUUAGUGGUAGACCUCUCCUCUGUUCCAGAGCCCAUGACCAAGAACUACAUCCUGGAGACCCCCAGCCAGUCCUCUUCCCCUUCAGCAGCAGUGGAGGAGCCACAGAAGCCCCAGGAACCUAUCCGGAUCAAACAACCCAGUACAGUCAUCCAUACACACCCAAGUCAAGACAAGAGAGACAUCCAGGAUAAUUCAGACCAGGGAAGUCGGCCUGGUUCUACAUCUGAAAAGACCCUCUCCAUGCCUCUCAGUCCUGUGUAUGGAUCAGAUAAUGUCACUUCCACCACAAAUCAACUGCCCUCAAAAGAGAAGCCAGAAGAGAAUAUGACCCCAGCCACCUCUAACAAAAGAGACAGGUUGAGCAGAAACACACAGGGUCUGAGCCUAGCAGACACCAGCAGCUCUACACACCACUCUGCUCGACCUACCCCUGCCCCUUGCGUUAUAAAACAAACACAGAGACCUGCUUCUGAGAGAGAGUCUGUCAGAGAAACUACAGCAGUCCCACCGUCGGGCGUUAAUGAAGAAACCUCCAAAUUGGACCUGGUGCAGAGGACUACAGGGCCACCUACUGGCCAAGAAGACACACUGCCUGGAGCAAACAGUUUCUCCACCUCCUCCUUGAGACAGCGUUCCAAGAGCGUCGCUGGCAGUGCCCACACAGGGACGAGAGACGAGGAGAUGAAUGGAGAAGGAAAGGGAGGGGAGGGUUUGGUGGCCAAGAACCCUGAUCAGGGCUCUGUCCGUAGGCAAGGGGUAAAACCAGAGCAGGCCACAUUUAAAGGCCUGGAGGAAAACCAAUCACAACCCUCGCCUCAGGAGAGAAAAGUAAAAACAGAGGUAGAAGUAGUGGAGGAGACAGGACUGAAGGGAGGAGAGAAAAGGGAUGGACAGAGCGAGAGAAAGGAGGAGAAUGAUCAGGAGCAGGGGAGGAGGAGUGCUUUCGGAGUGAAGCUGCGCACAACUUCUCAGUCUCUGAAGUAUCGCUUGCAAAGGGACCAAGAAUUCAGGGUUGAGAGUCAUAGUGUGGAGGUCAUCGCCAUGACAACUGCAGAACCAGUCAAAGGUGAAAUUGACACAAGUUCAAAGGUCAGGGGUGACUUUGCAAAUAAGGCUUUGAGGAAGGGCCCCUCACAAGUGUCAGACUGCCCCCCCUCGUCCACUGCCACCCCCCCAUACACCCCUGACAGAAACAGACUCAAAGAGAACCAAGAUGGUGAUGAUACUGACCUGGUAGUAGAUGCCUUUUUAAGCCCAGACAAAGGCCCAUCAUCCAGACCUGCUCUGAGAGGGGCUGAGACCCCUGGGUCUAAUGGGUCAGCUGGAUCAGAGCCUGUCUGGAUGUCCAUGGCCCGGGAGAAGACCAGGAGUCUCCAACAGCAUCUCACUCCAGAGACAGAGCAUGGGACAGGGGGGACAACAACGCCCCAGUACACCCCAUCACCACGGCCAGCUCCAACCCCAGCCCCACAGCCUAGAUUACAACCAACAGCUCAGCCAUCAACACAACCUCCAUUACAAUCACAGCCAAGCACAAAAACAGCCUCACAAAAACAAACAUCACCCCCAGUGGUACAACUACCCUCUCAACCAAUACCAAGGACUAGACCAAUCCUACGGGGAUUGCAACUGACAGCUAAACUCAAAACAUUACCUUCAGAACAGCCUAACACACAAACAGCAUCACAACUAACACCACAAGGAACAGCUCAACAGCUGACACAACCGUCCUCCCAGCCUCACAUGCCAACCAGACCAACUCUACGAGGAGCGUCUGAGAGAUCCGCCACGUCUCUAAAGAGAGCCGAGAAGAUGCCUGUGGAGAAAUGGACAGACAGAGCACUCUCGACUGGGACUAUGGGGAAAUCUGGCAAUGGUCAAAUUGAGAUUCAAAUCGCAAAGCCUGAGAUAUCUUCUUCAUCACCCCCUACAUCGUCAUCAUCAUUGUCACACCGGGGUCAGCCAACCUGGAUGGAACUUGCCAAGAGGAAAUCUCUGGCCUGGAGUGACAAGACUAUGGACUAAGAGAAAUGCACGUGUGUGUGUGUGUGUGUGUGUGUGUGUGUGUGUGUGUGUGUGCGCUCGUGCGUGUCUGUGUGUGUGUGAGGGAGGUAAGGGGGUUGCUAAAGAGAGUAAGAAUAAGAUAAAAUAAUGAUUUGGUGCUGACUGUAUAAUUUGAACCUACUAGAUUCAGAGUAUGAGUUGAAAACCUCUUUCCCAUUUCUGUGCCUUACUCUUUCAACCAUGAAAUAAAAAAACUAAUUAUA